Messenger RNA from Spirometra erinaceieuropaei, 12850 nucleotides. Lineage: Eukaryota; Metazoa; Platyhelminthes; Cestoda; Diphyllobothriidea; Diphyllobothriidae. The record is from the annotation of a GenBank genome assembly.
AUGCAGUCGUCUCACGAUGAGGCUCCGGAUGGCAAACGAGACGCCAGCAUUUGUUUGAGCACCUAUUCUGGCCUCAUCCUGCGGGAGAAGGUAAACGGUGAUGUGCACAGAAGAGGACCGCUUAGACACCCCAAGAAAGGCUCCGAACUCCACUGUGGGUCAGGGCUAUUUUUAGUGGAAGAGCAAUUUCAGGGCUGCGGCAGCCGUCCACCUCUACAAUCGAAAAGAAAACCGGUAACCCUAUGAUUAUUACAGAGGGAUCUUGAUGCUCAGCACUGUCAUAGUAAUUUCUGCUCACAUCCCUCCAUAUCAUCUCAACGACCAUUUCGGACACGAACUUCUCUCGGAGAGUCAACGUGGCUUCCUAUGAUACUGCAAAAACAUCACCAUGAUAUUCGCCGUGCUCCAGAUAAAACGGAAGUGUACGAAAACGCACUUCAACCUCUACACUACCGUCUUGGACCAGACAAUGACCUCCGAAGUAAGGGAAUCCUUAUAAACUCUGAAGAAUCAUGCAGAAAAUCGGCUGUCAGCUGACACGAUAAUUCGGUCCUUUUUGCAGAAUGGAGGACGAAGCUGCAAUGGUUCCUUCUUAAUGUGGCCUCUAUGGCGCUCGCACGCAGCCGCGAUUCCAGCCGUCUUUAUUCGUUUUUGCUGAAUUGCGUGGGACUCACAGGCAGGCUGUUUAUGAUCGUCAGCCAAUGCGCAUGAUCCCUGCUCCGGUCUCAUUGACUUUAUGUCCAUACCGACCACAGGCGUGUUGUAGAAGAGAUGUAUCGCGGUAGAUGCAGUGCAAUUCCACUACCACAACAAAGUAACUUGCGUACAAGUCACCGUCCGUGUGUCCCCACGCUGUGAGGCACACAGUAAACAUCGUCGAUAGAGACGGACGAAAUCUCAGCUCUCUGUGUGGCUCAACGGAGUGUGUAGCAGAGUUCUGGCGAGAAGAGUUAGUAUCUCCGGUCGCAAUGGACACCUCUGCCAACCAUCAUAAUGUAAAUGCCUUAAAUGUCAAGGCCAAAGCGGGCGGCUCAUUUUCAAGGAUAAGUAAAUCCUGGCCUUUACUUCCAUGUUCCUAGGCAAUUAAUGCGUGUUUUCGAUUGAGUUCUUCCUGAAAAGCGUUUUUUAUUGCCGGGUAUAAGUUCUUCCUUUCUUAUUAGACGGUACGGUAAAAUAGUUUCAUUGCACGACGUGCCUCUUUAUUGACGCCGUGUAAUACCGUCUCUUUCUGGCCACUGUAGUAAAUUAACAGUAGUAGCAUUUUGUUGUAAGUUAGCAACACUGUGCUCCUUGUACUGCAACGAAAACCAGUCUAGUACCUUGUAAUGCUCCGAAGAAAAACUGCUAAAAGACGAUAGCCCGGGGCCUCCUCGUUAUCUCAGAGUGCAAAAAUCCUGGCUGGAUCCAAUAGGUCCAGCGCGUGUUCGCAGCUUUCUCUAAAUAUGGCUGACUCGAAAAUCUCUCUUGGUCCUUUAAUCCCUCACAUCUACGCCUCCGCUAGUCGCAACAGAACACUGACAGACGAAAUACUAGAUCAGUUUAUAUUUGGCGACAUAGACAAUACUUCCGACAAAGUUAUUGAAUAAGCGUUCGAAGUUAUUGGGGUAAUAAGCUCCGAAACUUGGGAGAGGAUGAAACGUGAACAUAAUUUUGUAUAGCGUAACGUUCCAAAUCCCGUGUCUGCUACUGAGGGUGCGCAUUUAUUUCAGCAAAGUUUUGGCUUGGGUUUCAGAGUUCCGCAAGCUAAACGAGUAUUUUCGUUCUGCCCUAAUGCGCCGAUACUAGUUACUCUCUUCUGCUUGAUAGAAUUCGACUUCAUCUUGUCAAAGGAAGAGGUAACUAGAGAAUUCUACGGUAAGCGGCGUUGCUCAGUUUCCUCGAAUUUCAGGCAAAUGCAGAGGGGACUGAACAAUUUAAAAAUAUCAAAGGCUAACACCGAUAUAACCGUCUUUGUAGUCAUGUCGAAUAACUCUUCUUUGACAUCAUCUGCGGCCUCAUCACGACAUGACAUAGUCAAUUCCUUAGGGAACUCGACUACUUUUGAUGUUGAGACCUUUGAAGGCAUCACCACCUCUUGUAUACAAACACCCACUACCGACUUCGCCGGCGACCCCUUGUAAAUGAAAGUAAGGGUUCAAUUCAGAAACGAGUCCGAGUGUAAUUUCGGUUCCUCGUACACGGGGUAAGUCCAGUUCUUCUAAGGAAUAUUUCCCUCCACAACUGCCCGCCACUCACUUAAACUCCACGGCCCUAAAUAUAGCGUGUUCCAACUACUCCUCAUGCUGGAAAGGGUAAGCCAAAUAUACCAACAUUCACACCAUUAAAUAGAAUUCCCGCACUAAUCGAAGCAGUGCGUCCACAACUUCAAGAUGUUCCCUCAAAGGGCGUUUUAUCAAUGUAGAAACGAGGCUUCCAAGCUGCGAAGGGAGUUAGAACCGAAUAUAGCGCAAAACUCGUUGGAGCAUCCGAAAUUCUAUACGGAAUACCAAAGGAACUCAGGAGCUGAUCCCCGUCAUUGGGUCUGCAGACGGAAAGGUGGAGACUGAUGACCAGGUUAAAGUGUCCCUUCUUUUUAAAUUCUUUCAGUCCGUCUUCAUCUGAGAACCUAGUUCAUUAAGUGCCCAUCCAUCCGUUCGCCAGCCAACUUCUCCUCCUACUCCCCUUUCCCCUCUUACCCCCUUCCUAUCCUUCUCAGUCGAGGUACCACUCUCUUCAUCGACCAUAUUUAGGGCCGAACUACUCACACUGAAACUUGCCAAAUCGCCUGGCCCAGACAGAAUUCCCGCACUAGUAGCUUAGGAACUAUGCGAACCAUUGUCUACAAUAUUUAAAAAGUCAUUUGGAGAAGGCGAGCCCCCGAAUGAAUGGAAGUGCGCACUCAUCACUCCGAUUCAUAAAGGAGGUUUGCGACUUGACUGCGGAAGUGAUCUUCCAGUCAGUCUUACUUGCAUCGUGUGUAAAAUAAUGGAGUGCAUUAUCAAAAGACAUCUGAAGGAAUAUCCGAAAAAAUAAAUAUUAUAUGAUGCCGAACACGGGUUUCGUCCAGAACGGACAUGCCCAACAAGUGUUCUAUACUCGCACGAGGAAUGAGUAGGGGCCACUAACAAGGGUUAUCCAGUGGAUGUUAUAUUUUUCAUCUUCAAAUGGCCUUGGAUAGUGCCCCACAAGGCUUCUUUUGCAAAAGAUCUGAAAAAUUGGGAUUCUAGGAAGAGUUUUUAAAUGGAUCAGGAGUUUUCUGUCGUUCAGCGUGCAAGGAGUCCUUAUUGGAGAUUCUACUUCGGAAUGGGCAAAGGUGAAAAGUGGUGUCUGACAAGCUUCUGCUUUAGGCCCAGUACUGUUCCUGAUUUGUGUUAAUGACUGCAUCAACGAAGUGGAUUGCAAGGCUCUCAUGUUCGCGAAUGACACAAAAAUGGAGUGAAGUCAAAUGCGAUGAGGACGCAGAGGAGUUUCAAUUGAACAUCGGCAAACUGAGUGUUUGGUCGAAUAGAUGGCUUUUGAAGUUCAACGUGUUCAAGUGCGUGGUCUUGCACCUAAGCACCGGCAAAAAUGUGUCCCCCAAACAUCAGUACCAUACUAACGAGACGGCGUUAGAAACUGUAGAAGGACACAAAGACAUGGGUGUAUGGACGAUUACGAAUCCAAUGACAUCAGAUCAUUGCAGGAAGAUGGUCCAGAAGGCAACUAGUGCUUUACAUCGAAUCAGUCGCGCAUUUCAAAUAUUCCUUCCGGAACUCUUCGAAUGACUCUUUGGCGUCCUUGUAAGACCCCACCUGGGGUAUGGAAUGCCGGCAACUUCACCAUGAACAAGGAAGGAUAUUGACUUACUCGAGCAGGUGCAACAUAGAGCAACGAAGAUGGUCGAUGACCUAAACGACUUGUCGCACCAGGAGAAGCUGAAUGCGCUUGGUUUUUUCCCUCUAUACUAUAGGCAGCAAAACUGGAGUCUGUUCUGGACAUUGCGGAUUGUCCGUGACCAAAAUUGCUCACUAAGAAGGGAGAACCUUUUCGGGUUUAUCCGUACAAACAAAUUACGCGGUGAUCCUUACAAAGCCAAGACUGAACGCACGCGACUAGACCGUAGGAAGUUUUCGCUCAGUCAACGAAUUUGUGAAAGCAUUGUAUACAAACAGGACCAUGAAGGCUCUGCCUCUAAGCAUUCAAAUACAUUCAUACAUAAUCCUCAUGCAAAUGUCCAAACGGGGUCAGUUAACACAUCCAGUCGCCAGUAUUACUUCGAUGUAAACAAGUUACGGUACACUGCCUGUGAAGUUUUACUAGAAAAUCAGCCAGACAACGACAGUAAUCAGUUUCCUUGCCCAUCAUUUCCUCCCCCAAGUCGUACCACUUUUUAUCCGCGUCGGAAUCUUUUGAUGCCAAAAAAUCUUUUACAGAGCCGGACGGGUGAUUCCGGACCAUAUGUUCCGUGGGCUGCCAACUACUGGACGACGUAGCCCGCCUCCCUCAGAAUCAAACAGUCUUCCCCCUAAAACGUUUUGUUCUAAAUCCCAGAUCCUUGAUAAAGAAGAUGAUUUUGCCUCAGACUCUGGUGUUCGUCCAUUGUCCAGAUAUUGUUUUAGAAACUGAUACAGGGCGAACAGGUUCCGUAGCUAACUCCAAACUCUCUCUUCUAGACUAUAAGUGCAUUCGAAAAAAUUGUCAAAACAGUCGCGAUGGGGAGAGCUGCAUCCACGUUAAGCGAACGCUUGCACUUCUGCCACUGAAUCUCGGGAAUCUCUCCAGAGCAGAAGACAGCUGCUGGCUCCAAGUUGCCAUAAAAGAUAAGUUCUCUUCACUCGUUGGCUGUGUCUACUAUCUUCCCAACGCCAAUGAGAAUUUUGGUCGUUGUCUCUCACUGGCAUUUCACGCUGCGGCCGAAUGAAGCUUUAGGUAUCAAUUGGUUGCGGGUGACGUCGAUCUUCCCGAAGUUCGCUGGUCUCCGUCUUCCGGCUCUAGAAGGUUCGAAGACUUGUUUGAGGAUGUGGAUGUUGGGAUGUGAAGUCAGGUUGUUAAUUUUCCCACCCGAGGAUCAAGCAUACUUGACCUAAUUUUCUGUAGAGGUUGCAUGCUAUUGUCAGUGUCAUCCAUAGGCCCACUCGGUGGCUCAGACAACGGAAUAGUUGUUUCUGCGUCAGAACGCGAGGCUGACAGAAUUUUGCCCUCAAAAUAUAGCUUCAUCUUCGAUUGCCGAUCAGCUCACUCGGCGAACUAUUAACACACCGUAAUUCCUACGACCGGACUGAUUUAUUCCUAAGUUCGGAUACAAGUGUUUGCACUGCCAAACUGUACGAAAUUUCGGAUCCGCUUAAUUCUCGUUUUGUCCUUGCAAGAAAAUAACUAAUUUCGGGGACGUGGUUUUUCUCUCCUACCCUUUCGCCAUAGGUUGCGUAGACUUUCUCGUCGACUCCAUCCUUAGAAUGAUGGUUCCGUUCUGCCCUCCAUUUGAGAUAUUUUAGAGCGAGCUUAGAGAUUGCCGAAGUGGUCCAAUUCACCGGAAACUGCACGCUAAACGUCGCGAAACUUUCUCCCAAAAAGUACAAACUCAUGGAAGAGCGAAACAUUCCAUCAUCUGAGACUCUCUUGGAAAUCCUAUAGCAGACGCCCAGUUGACCGCUGAUAGUUCUAAUGUUUUUUGCCCAAACGUUUUGUUAAAAACUCGACCGCUCCGCUUCCAAACACCCAGGCUUGGAUCACGGCCGUUCUAGAAACCAUAAUUUUAACCCUGUGAGGCGCGAUUGUAGCGAUUCGGCGUUUCCGUCAGUCUUAUAGUCCGGAACAAGAUGGAGCCCGGGUUAUCAUUUAAAAAGCGGACAAGAAUUAAAUGUUCCCGUCCCUCCGGUACAAAAUAUUCAGUCUCGCUCUUGAAAGCGGGCUCAAUGGCUCCUUCUUACUGUGGUCGAUAUGGUACUUUAACUGAUGUUAGAUGUGAUAUGCCCUUAUGGAAGCCUUGUACAUGUUAUGGGAACAAGGCCACAUCUAGCACACUUUGUCAACCCCUGCGCUUGAGCCCACCUACGGACAUCUUGACAUUGUCAUGGCAUCGGAGAUCGUGGAAGGUGGAGGGGAGCUUACGAUAGACGCUAUAAAAGUUCGGCCCACUAUAGAUUAGUUCACGCGCGAUUCAUAAUCACGCACCCAUCACGCUGUGGGACAUGCGGAUGACGUCAUCACUGGCGGCAGUCGAACUGUCGACCAGUAGGUCAGGUGUAUACCAAAGGACACGGGCGUUUCCAGAUAACUGGCAUACGUGAGCGUAUUUGAACUAUCAUUGCAGAAACUUAUGAAGUCAUAAAGCGCCCUUUAGCAGGUUUACGAAAAAACUGGGAUACUUUUAUUCCAACUAUUAACUGCUGCUUGCUUUGCUUGUUAUAAAGACCCUGACUUCUCGAAAUCAUUAAUAUUGCUCAGGAAGUUCAGGUCAAGAAAUACAAGAAGCCCGGGACAAUCACAGAGGAAGAUAGAAGAGGCUGGGAACGACUUUGCUAACUGGCUCUCUCCGGUCCUUUUUGCUCAUCAUCAAUAAGUAUGCUUUCGCGCCUUAAUUCUCUAGACAUACCAUCCACGUAAAAUAUAUGUCGUAGUAGAUGAUCGUCAGCAUUGGGUGCGGAGUAUUUUAAAAGCUGAAUUGCUAUCGACAGUAAAAUAUUCUUACUUACGAACUGAAUGUUUCAUAUUAGUUGGGAACAGGCUUAUGUACGUAUAUACGUACUUUUAAUGAAAACGUAAGCAGAAAGGUAACCAUUGGCUCAUAUAGAAAAACCAGGGCUUGCAUAACUAAAAAUUGGGCGCAACAUACCGAGCCUAGUAACGGAGCUCUUACAUCAAAAUCAACAUGACUGUGUCUGAUUCACCGACAAACUCGCGACUUCCCACGACAAAUUUUAGGGAUUUGGGAAAAUCACAAAUAUUAAUGGGUAAUGACAAAUUGUUGAGAGUUCAGUUAGCUUAGGCCAACUGUGUUCACGCUGACGAACAAAUUGCGCUGAACCGUCGAGGAUAAAAAUUAAGAUUGCAGUCCACAGCGUCCUCAAAGAAGGAUGCACGUCCACAAAAAUAUGCGCCAGAGUUACGAAAGAGAGAAAGAUGAAAAUCAACGGAAGGAUUUGCUGAUAUCUAUUCGAUGGAAAUUAGAGAUAAACUGUAUGCACCAUUCUUACUUUUAACACAAUAGGUCUGUUUGGAACCUUUUUAAGAGAUGGUUGCGACUGAAGGGUGUGCAGAUACAUCUAGGAUAACGAUCGUCAUCUGUUCACAGUAGCAGCAGUUAAACCAGAAAACAGAAAGCAAAUAAAAACAUUGAGCAAUUUAUGAUAUCUACAGCUAUCUUAACGUGCUGAGAGGGUUACAGAACAAGGAGCUGAAGCGUAUUAAACACACGCCUGGAUUAGACGCUCGGUAAAGGUAUAACGAAUUCUAAAAAUUAAACGUGAUAAUAAUAGGGGGCAACAAAGUCACAUGCGUUCAAGGUUGAACUCUUACAUUAAAGUCUUGAGUUGGCAGCCCCCCCUUCGGCACUAGAUAGGGCGACUUGAUGGUAUUCUGCACCAGCGUGAACUGCGUUGGCCUAUCAACUUGCGGUUCUGUUUCUUGACUUGCCUUAACAGGCUGGGGUCUACAAGAUGACUUAUUUCAUCAAUCAUUUAGAAAAAUAAGAAACUACUCAUUUUACCCCUGUUUCUUUUUGCCGGCUGUACUUGUUGGCUUUAGUUUACAUUAAACUGGAAUCUAGCGCAAUCCUACGUUUACAAGUCGCAUUUGGUAUGCAUUAAAGUACCCCUAAGGAUACACAACAGAACAAUCUAUUUGUUACUUAUUUAUUUAAAACCUCAGUAUUAUCCAACUGCCUUCUUUGAGACGUUUCGUCAUUAGCGUUGCCUGUUUCCUGGACCGCUUUCAGAUUCAUCUCCUUGCCUAUCAUUGCCCUCCUACAUGCCUUUCGGAAUGACCUUGACUACAUGCGCCAACUGUGAUUGGCUGUUGGCCUUCCAUCCGCAUUUUAUAUGCUUCGCGUUGAUAUCGUCUUCUUCCGGAACCUGUUCAACCCACAGUACUGUGCUUUCAUCAUUUGCCCUCGAGUUUCGCCUGUUCCAAAGAUUUCCUGUUCAUCUUACUAUGCUCGCUUUUUUCUUUACGUUUUCACAGCCAUCCCUGUGAUGUGUCUGACUGCCUCACCUGUAUUACAGGCAGUCUGGGUGUAAGCAUUUCUAGUGCAGCUGCAGUACCACAUCCGACCGAAAUAUGUAUCUUUUUGAAUAAUCAUGUAACCACAGAACAUUGUCUAAACACAUGCUUGGGCGUGUACCUAUGUUAAGAGUAUGGUGUAAUCGCAUACUUAUCUGUCCGUGGUAUUUUGUUUGUUGCCACUAGCAGAGGAGUGAGUGAUCUCAUGAGGUUAGUGCCUAGAUUGUUACUAGAAAUACAACCUUGUGCUGGGCAGCGAGUGAUUAGAUAUUGAAUGGAAAAGCAGAAAAUAAAUGUUUGAAUUUGGACAGUUUGACGAAAGCCGGUUGCGGGUAUGCAAAACGGCCGAUGAGGAGCAAACAGCAACUCGGCCAAUUUUCGAGGAAAAUGCAAAACUGCACUCCGCGCAUUACUACAAACGUGUUUUACUGAUUUGUCAGCACUUAUCCCGGGAACGGUUUAAUAGUCGAAAAGACAUCACACUAAGAAUACUUGAACGUGAAAAAUAUCAUGCGUCGUUUACGCUUUCAGGAUGGUAAAUUACAAAACGUGGACAAAACGAUGGACAAUUUUUAGACUUUGACUUGACGUUUAGAUAUCUAACGGCAGUAGACCAACAAAGACGGACUAGAAAUUUUAAAAUCAACGGUUCUAAGGCUGUUAGUGGCCUUUCCAGCCGGCUAAUCCUGUGAUGAACCCCUGCUUUCGGAUACAAAGGCAGGAGAAAUCACACUGCAUGGAUCGACCCAACAUGAGGACUGAUCGAUGGGCCAACUGCAGCACUGAAUCAGGCAUUAUCAGGACCUUUAUACCAAACUGUCUCUUUUGGAGUAAAUCCGGUAUAGGAAAGGGCCAAGAGCAGUCUAGUGGCUUCCCAGAAAAAAACAAGCUUCAUAGAUGGAACUGCAUCUGUGAAGCCCCUGCACAAAACGAGUGCUCAUGCUCGUGUUUCUGAUCGAAGGAUUGGUUCUGAGAACGACUGAUACCUCCACCUCCAUUUCGCUUUUGGUAAUCCGCAAGUGUUAUUUCUCCCAUAAAGGAAGCACCUACAAGCGAUCCCUAGCAUCAUAUUCGUAAUUUGUUUGCUGUUACUGAGCGAAAGCAUUACCAUUUAAAAAGUUAAUCCGUCCGUCAUUACGUUUCGGAGUUUUGAAAAUUGUUCCCCAGGAAUUCUUAAUGGAAAAAUUUACGAGAAUACUCGCAUAAACAAUUGAAUUUUGAUUUGAGGAUUACCCCUCUGCUAUCCUACCAUAGGGACUAUGUGUGUGUUAAUUCCGUGUUAUAGGAGAUGAAGCCAAUUUUUACCAGACUGCCUCUGUGUAUAGGCAGAAUACUGGACUAUGACACAGAGAAUCUGAGCAUCAUUCCUCAGUAUAGUUCGCACACCCUGAAGGUCACGGUUUGGUGCAUGGUAAAAUCCGGAAUGGUAAUCAGGCCCCAGCUUUUUUCAGGACAAAGAUGGCUGUACAGACGCACGGUUACCGGCGACCGAUAUGAAGCAGUGCUGGAGACUUGAGUACAUCCUGCUGUGAAGAAGGACUGACCUGAGGCAUGGCGGUGGAAAGAUGAAGCAACUGUCGGCACAGCCAAGAUCACAAUGCAACUGCUAAGGCAAAUUUCCGAAGGAGGAAUUUAGAUAUGCAGAACUUAGAUAUGCUCAGCUUUUACUUUCAUUUGACUUGAUAACACCGGGGUUUUCCAUGGGUUUAUCUGAAGGGUCGGGUGCAUGCCAAUAAGCUGGGGAUUAUCCAGCAGCAUUCGGAAAGAAGCCAAUAUACUGCAGUCAGACAUGUUAGGCACCGUUGUCAACUAUUCUGCAAAUAGAAGAAAAGGGCUCUCAUUUACUCGAUGUCAGUGUUACUACGUAGUUAGAAGAGGGAUUCUGUUUGCAUACUUUAUGUGCCAUGCAAAAAUUAACAGUUUUGAAAGUUAUUUUAUUUUUAAACAGUAAAGUGACUCGUAAACCGCCCAGUCUUCAAGUAGUAAAAGUACGCUACCAAUAUGAGCGCUCUUAAUAUUCUUCUUGGUGUACAGACCACUGUGCUGAGAAAAGGUUCGAAGUAUUUCCAUAAAUAUCCUCUCCAUGACUAUAAUAAUCCCACUUUUUCGCCAGUACAUUAUGAAUCAACGUAACGUGUACAAUCAAGGACCAAAUCUAUUAGUGUACACAGGAAACGAGAAACACGUAGAACUUAAAAAGGAGAAGUUCCAAAUUUUUGGCAGUCUCAGACGAAAAUUUGAGAAUGUAAACAAGUAGAUUAGUUAUUUUCACAGCUAUUAACGGACGUUUGUUAAGCAAGACAGAUGUUUAAGUGAAAACCACAAGCCUUCUUCAAAAUUUCACAUGAUGAAUAAAAACUAACUCACGUAGUUUUUGUAUGCUCACCCCAUUUAAUUUGAAAGUUUGUUGACUUAAUGGCUUAACUAAGGAGAUUUUUAUUAUGAACUUUUGUCACCGUUAAACUCGUCUGUCAGUGGGAUAACCUAAUUAAUCUUAGACGAUAUUCUUACAAAGGCAGGAGUUUCAACGUUUUUAAGCAUAACUUUGACAAAAUACUCCAAAUGUGACUCAAAUAAAAAUAAACUGACGGCUCCAGGUGGAGGCUCGUAACUCGGGAUAUUAGAGCGCUGGCUGUACUCGAGUCUUAUCCUCUGCUGCAGUGGGUUCGAAUUACACUGAUGCCGCCGAAUCUUUCACAAGUGGGUCCAAUGAAUAAGUACUUAUGCAUGAUUUCCACGAAAAACAAUAAUUCCAGAUAGAUGAGUAGAAAAUCAGAAAAACUGUACUUAAAUGUUCAUAAUUAAAUCGCUAUUAAGUUUCGCAUGUUGCGUUAGGUUUAUUUGCAGAGGGUUCAUCGUGGAGACUAGAAGAUAUACUGUUUAUAAGAAAUAGCUGACUAAAAUGCGUGGACAUAUUUCGAAUGUUAGAUUAGAGACUAUUUUCAGAGACGCUGUCAAAUUCGCGCGUGAUUACGUUGAAGUCUUUAACAGCGCUGACAAGUAGAAAAACGUAGGAAAUGAAGUUAUAAUUGUAUAUGGGCAGAGUUUCACCAAUAAUUUCGCAGAAAUGUAAUACCGAUGAUAACUCGGUAUCCCACUCUUAGAGCUACUGUCAAACGAAACAGCCCUGAAAAGUUAAAUAAUGGCAGAGAUGGAAUGCUAAUUCGAAAUAAGCCUACAGAGUUUGAAGGGAGUGAAGAUCCUGCAAAAAACGUGUACGUCGUGAGUGGGGUGUAGAAGCGUCCAGUUAGGGAAUAAACCGCAUAGGCGUGGUAGGCCGCAUAAUUAGCCCCAUGUAGAUGGCGACUGCUCCGCACGACAAUUAACUGACAGAAUGGCAUUACCGACAAAGACAAGGGAGACUGGAAUGGCCAUUUGUGGCUUAUUAGCCGUCGUCAGCCAGUCACACCCAACCCCGAAGUGUGAAACACCCGAGGAUCGAACUCGCGACCUUUUAGUUAGAAAUCCAACGCCUCUAACCACUGGGCUACGGGCCUCAAUGACAUGCACCAGUUGUCAUUCGGCACAUAAUCCAUUGACCCUCACGUUAAGCUCAACGAUAUCCAACUCAAAAAACGGACGAAUUUUCGAAUUCAGGCAGCAUACAUUCAGGAAGCAUCUAAAUUGACGCAAAGUGGUUCACCAGAUCUCAAAAGCCAGCAAGGGCUUUGGCCAUCUGCAGGGCCUUUGUUUGGAAUCGUCACAGUCUCCAUCUGAGCACAAAACUCAAGAUGCAGGUAGCUGUCAUCCUGAAAACGUUACUGUACAGAGCCGGAACCUGAACAGUCGACGGAAAACUUAGCUGCCUCCGGAGAAUUCUGAAGUUGAGAUGGGUAUACAGUAUUCCGGAAACAGAACUAAUUGAACAACCCAGAACGCUCUGCCUAUACGUAACGCUGAAGCAAAUUAAAUUGCACCGAAAUGCCCACUUCGCGUGGAUGAAUGAGGUGUACCUACCCAAACGACUCUUCUACGGCGACACCACUGCGGGUGCUCGCUGACAAGGAGAAAAAAAGUGGCACUACAAGGAUACCCGAAAACCUCUGUCAUGCAUCCACAAAGCAAUACGGCGGCCUGGGAAGACUUCAUCCAGGACCAACCUAUGCGGAGCAGAGUAGUGGAGACUAGAGUAGUAAUUUACGAAGUAAAUAGUGUCGCCGCUGCCAAAGCCGAAAGAGCGGCACGCAAGUAUCAAGCGUCUCCGACCUAUAUAGUCAAUACCCAACCACUCCCAUCAUAUCUUCAUUUUCAACGAACAUUCCACGCAUAGUUCGACCUCAGUGGACAUCCUCAGACCCGGCGCAACAACAGCACGACAACUUCAUUUGUUGCCUCUGAAGGCUCCUACACUGUCACCUCUGCAGCAAAGCUCUACAACACAAACAACGACGACAACCAAGAACCCUACCAGCUUACCAUCAUUGCCACACCCACCGCGUCGACGCCGACGACAAAAACCACACCCAUUCCCAUCACCAAUGAGAGCCAACCUAACUCCCUGACGCUCCGAGACUCCGACGUCCCGACGCUCCACCGACUACCAACCUAUCCACCCUCGUCGCCGUUGUCGUCGUUCUCGCCGCCACCACCACUGAACAUACAGCGAGCAAUGCAUGCUCGACUGCAACCUGUUCUCAUCGUGAUCAUAUCUCCGCAUCAAGCAUCAGCCUAG